AUGGUUUAUCAGAGGCCGACUCGUGAAUCUAUGGCGCAAUGGGCGGAGACGGUUGGAGACGAUAGCUAUACAUUCGACAACGCCCUUCCAUUCUUCAAACGGAGCACAAAGUUUACGCCACCUGAUACCCAGGCCCGGUUACAAAAUGCGACGGUCAAAUACAAUGCCAAUUCAUUCGAAUCCAGUGGCGGUCCACUAGAGAUCACGUAUUCCGACUACGCAAUGCCGUUCUCAACGUGGAUGAGGCUUGGAAUGGACGCGAUUGGCCUGCCGGAGUCGGGCGACUUUAAUAAUGGUGAAGUUAAUGGGUACCAGUAUUGUGCAUCGACCAUCCGGGCGAGUGAUCAGAAGCGGAGUACAUCGGCAUCUUCAUUCUUGAAGUCAGGAGACUUGAAGACGCUGAAGAUCCUUGACAAGACACUCGCAAAGCGGAUCCUCUUUGAUGACCAGAAGAAUGCAAUUGGCGUCGAGGUAGCGAAUCAACUUGGGUUUCUUUCAAAUAUCACGGCCACGAAAGAAGUCAUCAUCUCUGCCGGCGCCUUCCAAUCACCGCAGCUGCUCAUGGUCUCUGGAGUCGGACCAAAAGAGCAGCUAGAAGAACAUGGCAUCCCCGUCGUUGCUGAAAGACCCGGCGUCGGCCAGAAUCUUUGGGACCAUCCAUUUUUCGCGCCCAGCUACCGAGUCAACGUUGAGACCUUUACACGACUGGCCAAUGACUUUGGAUACCUGGCCUCGUCCUCCCUCGACUUCAUCCUCAAACACUCAGGUCCACUGACAAACCCAGUCGCGGAUUUCAUAGCAUGGGAGAAAAUACCAGACAAUCUCCGGUCGAACUUUUCCUCGGAAACACAGGAAAGUCUAGCAAAGUUCCCCAGCGAUUGGCCAGAGGCUGAGUACAUGUCUGGAGCCGGCUACGUAGGCAACUUCUCCAACCUCCUAAAAACGCAACCCAAGGAUGGGUACCAGUACGCUUCAAUCCUCGGCGUGUUGAUUACACCGACCUCGCGCGGAAACAUCACCCUCCACUCCGCCGAUACAUCUGACGCUCCCCUCAUAAACCCCAACUGGCUCUCCACACGCUCAGACCAGGAACUCGCAAUUGCCCUCUUCAAGCGGAUCCGCGCCGCGUUCACUAGUGACGCUAUGAAGCCCGUUGUCAUCGGCGACGAGUAUAACCCCAGCCUCGCCGUAGAAAGUGACGAUCAGAUCCUGGAGUGGAUUAGGAAGAAUGUCAUGACGCUUUGGCAUCCAGCUUGUACGUGUAAGAUGGGCGUGGACGGAGAUGAAAUGGCUGUUGUGGAUCACAAGGCGAGGGUAUUUGGGGUCGGGAGGUUGAGGGUUGUCGAUGCGAGUGCGUUUCCGUUUUUGCCGCCAGGGCAUCCUCAGAGUACUGUUUAUAUGCUGGCUGAGAAGAUCGCGGAGCAUAUAUUGAGUAGUUCUUAA
This is a messenger RNA of Aspergillus calidoustus, 1443 nucleotides long. NCBI's taxonomy places the organism in Eukaryota, Fungi, Ascomycota, Eurotiomycetes, Eurotiales, Aspergillaceae. The record is from the annotation of a GenBank genome assembly.